Molecule: messenger RNA, 1422 nt
Organism: Austrofundulus limnaeus
Lineage: Eukaryota; Metazoa; Chordata; Actinopteri; Cyprinodontiformes; Rivulidae
Product: annexin A1
Exons: 12
Coding region: 98-1141 (347 amino acids)
Biological process (GO): signal transduction; phagocytosis; cellular response to glucocorticoid stimulus
Cellular component (GO): cytoplasm; vesicle membrane; plasma membrane
Molecular function (GO): calcium ion binding; phosphatidylserine binding; calcium-dependent phospholipid binding
Source: RefSeq, a predicted model, not a curated record
CGGAGCCUCUGAGGUGUGAUUUGAACACUGAAGCAGAUCUCAGAUCUCAGAGUGAAGGCAGCCUUUUGUUGUGCAGUUUGAGCCUUUCAAAUUAAAAAUGGCUUUCUUCAAAAAGUUCUUUAAUAACAUCGUUCACGACCGCGGCUCGAAGGAUGCCACCGUCACCGUGAAGGACAAACCGAAGCCUACAUAUUACGGGACAGUAACUCCGUAUCCUAACUUCAAUGCCAGCAGUGAUGUUUCUGUCCUUCGGAGUGCCAUAGAAAGUAAAAGAGUGGACGAGGACGUGAUUGUCGCCGUCUUGGUGAAAAGGAGCAACGAGCAAAGACAAAUGAUCAAAGCUGUUUAUGAAUCAAACACUGGGAAGAACCUGGUCAAGUCUCUGAAGUCGGUCCUCCAUUCUCAUUUAGAAGACGUGGCGAUGGCCCUGCUCAUGGUGCCUGCUCAGUUUGAUGCUUACCUGCUCCGAAAAGCCACCAAGCAGGGUCUGGGCACRGAUGAAGAGGUUCUGGUGGAGGUUCUGGCAACGAGGUCCAACAAAGAGAUUGAAGAGAUUAAAAAAGUCUUCAGACAAGAGUACGGCACAGAGCUGGAGAAGGUCAUCAAGGAUGAGACCAGUGGAGACUUCACCAAUGCCCUGCUGGCCAUGCUGAGAGCCCAGAAGAAUGAGACGACCGACGUAGACGUGGAACUGGCCAAAAAGGAUGCCAAGGUUUUGUUUGAAUCGGGCGAGCAGACACACAAAAUCAACGUGUCCACCUUCAUAGAGAUCCUGACCACACGCAGCGGCCCUCAGCUCUCCAAAACCUUCCAGCAGUACGCCACCAUGAGUGACCGAACGCUACCUAAAGCUCUGCAGAUGGAGCUGAGGGGGGACAUUGAAGACUGCCUCAUCAGUAUCGUGAAAUGUGCCUGGAACACUCCAGCUUUCUUUGCAGAGAAGCUCAAUAAAUCCAUGAAGGGUCUUGGCACUCGUGACCACAUGCUGAUCCGGGUCCUGGUGAGCCGCUCCGAGGUGGACCUGAAGAAGGUGAUCGAGGAAUACAGGGCCAUGUUUGGAAGAAGCUUGCAGGAAGACAUUCUGGCCGACACGAAGGGACAUUACCAGAAAGUUCUGCUCGGCCUGUGUGGACCUCACUGAAAAUCUGCUUUCAUCAAAGUUUAAAACUGACUUUGGCUCAAACUUCUGAUGUGGUUUAUGUUAGAAACAAAUCCAUGUAAUCUAAAACUGUUUUCUUUAGGUGGUUGAGUGUUUUUCACAGCUAACUAUUGUAAAAGAUGUUAAAAUUAAAUGAAAUAAAAGAUAAUGAAUUUUUUUUGAACAACUCGAUGUGUAGUGGGGGGAAAAGUAUCUAUUGGAAAUCUUUUUAUUAGACAAGUUUCUGAUCAUGGAAUAAAACUAAAAUGUGAUUCCUAAACAUA